Messenger RNA from Zootermopsis nevadensis, 3996 nucleotides. Its product is annotated as transmembrane protein 245. Lineage: Eukaryota; Metazoa; Arthropoda; Insecta; Blattodea; Termopsidae. The record is from RefSeq and is a predicted model, not a curated record.
AAACACCGCGUGUGUUUUGUCAGCUGUGUAUUUUGGUUUAUUACGUCAUAUAAGAUGUAGUGGGUGUGGUUAGAUUUAAAUCGGUGUCAUUUAAUCAAAAUUUUCUAUAGUUCAUUUGCAAUGGCUUCACGAUCUUUUGAACACAUUACUUCUCCAUUUGAAAAUGUUUUUAGUUUUUUGGGAAGUCUGCCGCAAGGUCAUGAAAAGGCAGUGAAACAUGCUCUUUAUAAUGCACUGGCGUUAUUCUUGUUAUUAAUAUCUAGUGCAGCCGGUUGGGGAUUAUUUAUUAUUUUGGGUCCUUUCAUUAAACCAUUAGUAUGGGCCCUAUUGUGUGGUUCUGUGCUUCACCCAUUCAAAUAUUCAUUGGCAGCUAUACUUCAGUCAUGGUUGCAAACAUUGGAGUCUAGUUCAACAUUACUGUUUUUUGGCAUUCUGAUGGUUCCUGUAAAUAUAAUAGAUGAUAUUUCAGAGAAGAUAGGAGGACAGCUUGCUAAACAUGUGAAGGCUCUUCUUGUAAUAGGAGUUACUGCUGUUGUACUACAUGUAUUUUACUGUUACACCCCACAUGUAUGCAUCUGCCUUAUUUGGCGUUUGGGGUUGUAUAGCAAUGCAGCUCUGUCUUGGGUCAUAGGACAUAUCAGUACAACAAUUGUCAUGAGUGUUGUGAUUGGCUACUUAGGUGUGCUGGCAUUAUGGUGGCAACCAAGACUGUCAAGACCAUUUGCAUAUGCUUCCGGUUUUAUCUGGAUACUGGUAGCAUGCUAUCUAGCCAGCAUAGCUAAUACAUUUCAGGUAUCAGUUUUCUUCUUCAUUCAGGCAAUGUUUUUGGCAGGUUUUAUGGUGGAAGUAUGGCACAUCUAUGAGAAGAUUAAGGCUUCUGGAAAGCAUGUUUCAUACACUGAUGCUGUGAAGACAGUUUUGAUGUUGAAAGAUGAAGAGGAGGAAAAUGGAUAUUCUGUUAAUAUUUCCAGUACUAUUGAAGGAAGGGCAAAUGAAGAUCAAAAGGAUGAAAUAGCAGACACCAGUGAACAAGAACAACAUGUUGAAACUUCAUCCAGUAGCCAAUUAGAAAAGGAGGCAUCAACACUUAACUUUGAGGAAGAGGUUCGAGAAUCCUGUGUUGCUACUGAGGUUUCACAGCCAGUAGCUAUCAGGUCUAGUUCUCAGCGACGUAUUAGUGAACCAUUCCCAUCUCAUGCAUAUUCUGAGUCACCCAGGAAUGUGGGUUCACGUGCGGCCCUUGAUCUUCUAACAGACUUGCAGUGGCAGAAAGCUAGACAGCAGUGCAGUACCAAGUAUGGUGUUGACAUCAAAUACAGCCAGCCUAUGGGCAGUGACAAGUAUCUAUAUGGUGUUCUGUAUGGCUGCGUUCUCAUGUUGUUGUAUAAACAUAGCUGGUUUCUGCAGCUCUGCCCAAUUCCGAUUUUUAUCUACAUAGUGAAACAUACAGGGCAAUAUCUUGGUAUAUGGAGUCUACUGCUGGAUCAGCUAGCAAGCCUGAAGCACCAUUUACUAAGUUGGUGCACCAAAAGAUGGAAUGCCCUUUUCCCAGCACCACUUGUAGGGCUCUUUAAGCUUGGAGUUAAAGUGAAUGAAAAAGUAAUGGAAUCAUUGAAAGCCUCUGUAAACUCCGCUGCUAGUGUUGUGGUAAUAUUUGGGAUUACCAUAAUCACUAUUUGUGCAUCCAUCUUACUAGCUGUUCAGGUGUAUGCUGAGGGUAUUCACUUAGUGUACAUGGGUGCAAACGUCAUCAACAGUACUGUAAUUCGUAAUUCGGAUAUGCUGGGUGUUGUUCCAGACGACUGGCAGGAUAAGAUGAAUGAUAUUCUGGAUAACGCUUACACAUAUGGACGUGAAGGGAUUUCAAAGAUGGUUCGUGGUUGGAUGAAAGAUGUGGAUAACCAGAAGGCAGCGUUGCUAGAAAAACAGAUUCUGGAUCUGUGGGAUCGAGUGUACCAGGCUUGGAUGAUGUCCUCUGGAGAACCAUCUGUUGGUCCUACUGUGACAACAGGAGCAGUAUUUACUAGCUGGGAUAAUUUCAUGGAUGGAAUGCAGAAGACACCAGAGCUUUUCAAUGUAAAUGCAAUGGUGGCAUUUGCAAAGGAGAAUGUGGAAACACUCAUGUCUGUGCUGGAUUCAGUGUGGAGCAUCUUCAAAGGCAACUUGAGUCUUGCAUUCUAUUCAUUUACUGCAUUGAUUGGUAUAUUGUUUGGUGGUGGCACAGCUGUUCUAAACUUCAUCCUUAAUAUGGUGGUGUUCCUGACGGCACUUUUCUAUCUUCUCAGCUCCAGUGGACAGCUGUACAAACCUGUGGAGCUCAUCACCAAUUUUAGUCCAGACAUGGGAAACAGAUUUGCUACAGCUAUUGAGACGGCAGUAAUUGGUGUGUUUCGAGCCUCUUUUAAAAUGGCUGUAUUUUAUGGCCUGUGGACGUGGCUUAUUCACAACUUGUUCGAUGUCAAAGUUAUAUAUCUGCCGUCAGUACUGGCAGCUACAUUGGCAGUGGUGCCUUUCUUGGGUACAUACUGGGCUUGUCUGCCAGCUUGUUUGGAUUUGUGGCUGGGUCAGCAACAGGGAAUGCAAGCUGUGAUGCUGUUCGUGUUUCAGUUCCUGCCGUCUUCCUUGGUGGAUACCACCAUCUACAAGGAAAUUAAAGGAGGUGGGCAUCCAUAUCUGACUGGCCUGUCAAUAGCAGGGGGGAUUUUCUGCCUUGGUGUGGAGGGUGCCAUUGUUGGACCGCUUCUGUUGUGUGGUCUGUUUGUGGCUAUUAAUAUGUCAAGCUCACUGAUGAAAGAGAGCCCUUCAGAUACAACACUCAACCGCUUAUCUCUUGGCAAUCGUUUUUCUCACAUAAAUAAAUUAAAGAGGAUGGACACCGUGAUUUAAUUGCUUUGACCAUUCCUUCUGGCUUUCUGGCUUCUUAUUGUCACUUCUUCUGCCUCAGAUUUUAUGGAGUUUGGUACUGCAAAUCACAAUUAUUUUGAAAGACAGAAGAUAUUUUUGUUACCAUGGACUAAUGACUGAAUGCAGAAAUUUUGCAGUUCCUUUUCCUUUCUGAGAAUGACCAGACUCUACAUACUUAUAUUCUCAUAUUUUAGUUUAUGUUAUCAUGUUUGUGUUAUGUGUUACUUGUUAUAUGCAAAAUAAUUCUAACCUUCUUACAGUGAUGUAUGGUUUGAUGUAAGUUGUCAGUGAAGUAUGAUUUGGUUGUUACAAGAAGGUAAGGAACACCAAUUUGUUAGCAGUAAUUAUGUAAAGGGACUGAGAUGUGUUAUGUUUUAAUUUGUGUCCUUGAACUCAUACUAUUUCUUAAUUUGUUCUGCUUUCUUCCACUAUAAAACACUGGCAUGUGAUAUUUUGCCUAGUUACAAAUUGUAAUAUGACGAAUGUCCAUACUCACUGAAAGUCUUUGUGGUUAUAAUGCCAUAUAGUUCUGUAUGUGGUUACAAAUGUUUUGGAGAAAUUUACUGCUGCUGAAGUUUGUAAGUGCCUUCAAAAUGUUGGUAAACCACCUGCAGGAAUUUGGUAAAAUGUAAUAAAAGUUGUAUGAACAUGUUUUCAUACCUAUAGCAGCUCACUGUGCCAAGUUCAAAUGCUUAAUGUUUGUUACUUGAAUCUCAUGCACUAACUUGUGGUUACUUUUUCUGAAAAAAUAAUACUUAAGUUGGGGGUUUGUAAUACUUUUUGACAGAGGAAUUAUAUGCUGUUUUUUUAUAUUUAUGUAAAUAUGUCUAAAAAUAAUGUUUCAAAGAUGGGAUGUAAAUAAUUUGAACAUGAAUUGUAGCUUUGAGUAUGUAAUAGUUAAAUGUACUUGUUGAGUGCUCUUCUGAUGUGUGCUAGUGCACACACACCAGAUGUCUCUGUAUGCUAUGAAUUUACUAUAUUCUAGCACUUUCAUUUGUCUUCAUAAUUAAAUUUCUUAAUUAUUUAAAAUUUCUUAUUCAUGCUAUUGGCAUUUUAAGCUGUCAACUUAAUAUCCCAUCUUUUUGCAUUACU